Lactuca virosa is the source of this 411-nucleotide messenger RNA. Lineage: Eukaryota; Viridiplantae; Streptophyta; Magnoliopsida; Asterales; Asteraceae. The record is from the annotation of a GenBank genome assembly.
AUGUCAAAGCAUCGGGAAAAAUUAGUCCUUUAUAGUUCAAGGUCAGACUUUGGUCAACCCUCAUAUAAGGGAGAUGCAGGGAAGACGGAUGAAGAUCUAGAGUUCUUCAUUGAUAAUAAGGGGAAUGAUGAAAAUGAAGAUGAAAAGAUUGAUGAUUCCAUGAAUGAUGUGUUUGUUGCUGCUGCACGUGCUAUGCGAUCUGAUGCAAAUGGAAGUGGGAAGAAACGAAAAGAAAUAAGUGUUGAAAAGAAGAAAGAUGGAGUUAAGUUUCAAAGGCGUAAUCUUGUCCUUGUGGAUCAUUCUGGCUCAAGAUCUGGUGAAAGUAGCAGCUCAUCUGAGAAAGAUGAUUCAGAGAGUGCAAGUGAAGUGGAAGAUCCUGAUUCUGAUGAAGAUGAAGAUGACUUGGAGUAA